AUGUCAGAGACCAUCAUUCCAGAUACAUACAAAGGAAAGGAUUCCGAUAUAGCACAAGAUUGGGCCGAGAGAGGUGUUGAACUCGUCAGUUUUACGAAAGAAGAAGGCACAAGAAAACAUACCUAUAAAUUCCAUAUUCGUGUCAAAGUGGUGAAGGAUCCGGCGACAAGAGCUUGCCCGUACUGGAUAGAUCAAACAGUCAAACUGAGCUGCACGCACUUGUUGGAACUUAUGGUAGAAACCAAAUUGGCUACUGUAGUUUCAGAUGCGGUUGAGAAGUAUAGAAGCAAGCAUGCGGACUGUGAGUUCACAUCGGAACUCGAAGAAUAUAUGAAGAGUGACUUCAUGGACGAGCUAUAA
Messenger RNA from Fomitiporia mediterranea MF3/22, 360 nucleotides. RefSeq lists its product as uncharacterized. The record is from RefSeq and is a predicted model, not a curated record. The transcript is spliced from 3 exons. NCBI's taxonomy places the organism in Eukaryota, Fungi, Basidiomycota, Agaricomycetes, Hymenochaetales, Hymenochaetaceae. The coding region runs from base 1 to 360 and encodes 119 amino acids.